GUCAACAGUGUGAAGACUGAUUUCUAACAGUUAUUUGCAUGGGAGUUCCAUUCUCCCAGUUAUUUGCAAAAUAUAUAUAUCGACACGUCUGCUGUGGCCAGACGUUUGCGCAUAUUGACUGCAAGGUUGUGUCAUAAUGCUGUAUUUUUCCAAAUUUAAAGAAAGACGUUUUUGCAUCAUGACGCCGUAAUAAGCAGACCUGUAGAAGUGGAUGCACUGCACUUAUAUUUAAGUUAUUGCAAAAUAUUUUAAAGAAGAAGGAAGGAAGGACUCUGCAAAGAACCACAGAAGCCCAAAUAAUUUUAUCGUCAAGCGACCUCGAGAGAAAUGGGAAAAUGGGAGUUAACAAUGGACCCUGUGCAGGAAUGGGGGGAGGAGGUGGAGGAGGGGGCAGUGUAUGGAAUAACGCUCCGGAGGGAGCCAGUCCACCCGCACUCUGACCCCGCAGAGGCCAUGUUGGAGCUCAGCUUUGUGCAAUAUCGCACCUGCAAGGUGAGGCGGCUCAAAGCUGCCACCCUGGACCGUCUGGUCGCCCACCUGCUGGAGCCUUGCAACCAGGAGCCAGAUUACACACGCAUAUUCCUGUCCAUGCAUCGCACCUUCACCAGCACGCACACACUCAUUCAGCUUCUCUUCAAGAGGGAUGACAACCUGUCUGAUGUGGACAACAGUGAUUUUUAUGUGAGGGUCCUACUUCCCCUGAUCCAGACCUGGCUAGAUGAGCAUAGUGAGGACUUUUUGGAGCCCCCCCAGUAUCCUUCUUUGCAGAUGCUCUCCUUCCACCUUCAUCGCCAUCUCUGUUUCCGACUCCUGGCCCAACGCACUGAAACCCUGCUGAAAAAAUUCCAGCAUGAAGAAACAGAUCACCAUGACAAGGCCACAUCAGCAGAGCCAUCAGAGGAAGAGGAAGAGGAGUCAGGGGAUGAUGGCCUGGAGUGUGACAGAGCUGAGGCAGACUUCAUGGCCUUCACUGCCACAGACAUUGCAGUGGAGCUCAAGCGGCUGGAUGCUGAGCUCUUCAUCAAAGUCAUGCCGUUCCAGUGCCUGGGGUGCGUGUGGUCUCAGAGGGACAAGAAGGACAGCCUGUCCCCAACAGUGCGGGCCACCAUUGCCCAGUUCAACAGCAUCACCAACAGAGUGAUUACCUCACUGCUGUGCCACCCCGCGCCCAGCCAUACCCCCACCUUGCCCCGAAGCCCGGCCCAGAGAGCCUGCAUCAUUGAGAAGUGGAUCAAAGUUGCACAGGAGUGCCGGCAACUGAAGAACUUCAGCUCUCUGAAAGCCAUCCUGUCUGCCUUGCAGUCCAAUGCCAUCUACAGACUGAGAAAGACCUGGGCUGCUGUCUCCAGGGAGAGCAUGGCAAUGUUUGAGCACCUGUGCGAUACCUUCCCAGAUGAGAACUGUGUGCUGAGCAGCAGGGAGAUCCUAGUGGAGCAGGAUGGAAGCCACCCAGCUGUGGACAGCUCGGUCCCCAAGUCUCCCAAGCCUCCCAAGCGGAGCCCCAUCUCCAGGCAGACGAGUAUCUCUGGUGGCAUUGUCCCCUACCUGGGCACUUACCUGACAGUCCUCACCAUGCUGGACACAGCACUACCUGACACCAUGGAGGGUGGCCUCAUCAACUUUGAGAAGCGGAGGAGGGAGUUUGAAGUUCUCUCCCAGAUCCAGCAGCUGCAGGAGGCCUGCUCCCUGUCUAUCCUGCCUCACCACCCACAGAUCACGCAGUGGCUGCUAGGGCAAAAAAUGCUGAAUGACCAGGAGAGUUAUGACCUGUCUCGGGAGCUGGAGCCUCCUGCCGACUCAUGCCCCAGCUCGCCGAGCUCCUGGAGCCACCGCCUGCUUUCCAAAAAGCUCUCCUCGUUGCUGACCAUCACUGGGGGACCUGACAGAAAGAUGCACUCCGACCAGGUCAGUGUGUCCUCCUCAGGGUCCAGUGGAUCUGAAAUGGAGGAUCUCUCCACCCCACACUCCUCACCCCUCAGCCUGCAGUCUCUGUCCAGCUCCUGUCACAACAUGGCGGAGGCCCUCCCCACCAGCUCCUCUGGGUGCAUGACCCCCUCCAGCUCCUCCUCCAACUCCCAGCCGGACCUAUCAGUACCCUCACCGGCCACCGCACACCGUACCCUCAAGCCUGCCCCCCAGCACAAACGCUCUGUGUCCAUGACCUCGCUGCCUGUUUACAACCAGCAGGUGGCAGACUCCUGCAUUGUCAGGGUCAGCGUGGAGAAUGGCAACAACGGCAACAUGUACAAGAGCAUCCUGCUGACCAGCCAGGACAAGACAGCCCAGGUGAUUCAGCGAGCCCUGGAGAAACACAAUCUGGAGGAUGUGAACUGCCAGGACUUCACCCUCAGCCAGGUGCUGCCCCAAGACAGAGAGCUGCUUAUUCCAGAAAAAACCAACGUAUUUUAUGCCAUGUCCACCUCAGCCAACUAUGACUUUGUCCUACGUCAGCAGAAGAGUAGCCCCCGGAAACCCUUAGGCUCUACGUCUAGCCUGAGCUCAUAUGUAGGAGGCCGCCAUGCCAAGUAACAGCACCCCCUUUUCUCUGGAUGAACUACUGAAAGGAGGAGAUCACUCAUAUAGUAGUAUACACUCGAGAACUCAAGGGAAUUUUAACACUGUUGCUGCAUCACUGUGAAUGUUUGUUUUUGUGUGUCUGUUUUAUUAAUGAAAAACUGUCCAGACGAAUGUCCAGACCAGAACAUUGAACCAAAGGAGGUUUUUUCUUCCGGAUUGAAAUAUCUGACUGCAAGCAGCACAUCAAUCUGAGCAAACGACUGUGUUUCUGUUUGGGGUGUUACGCACUCUUACACGAGUAAUGCCAAACUGCCGUUGUAAAAGGAGAUACAAAUCUUUUUUCUACUUUUGCAAGAAACUAGUAUGUGAAGACAUGAAAAAAGGAAGAAAUGAAGAUAUAAAAAUAAACAAAGAAUGAAGAGUGCAUGGACACAAGCAGGCUGGAGCUCCAGGCACAGAAGGACAUGCUGACUUACACUCGCCCAGUGUGUUCUGCUUAGAAUGACCUUUGCUCCAGUCUGUCUGUCGUUUAAGUAUUUAGCUAGUGUUACUAAUACAACCUGUUCUUCACGGCUAUGUCAAAGAGCCCCACCUACUGGACUCAUUUGCUUUACACUGACUGAAAGUAGACUCAUUGCUCCUUAUUCUGUCAUCCCACGGUUGUUUUUCUAGGAAGUGUUGCUUUGCCAUCACAACAGCUGAGGACACAGAAACGCAUUGUCGCAUGUAAGCACACUGUACCCUGCUGGUCUCUGAAGUUGUGGCUCAUGGGUAAAUGUGGUCGCCCUGCUGUUCUCGAUGUGCAGGAAUGAAUCAUGACUUCUGAGAGCUAGUACGGAAGAGUGUGGGUUCGUGGAGGUACUGUACUUGUCUGCAAGAGACCAGCACUCUGGGCAGGACUGUGGGGAGAGCAUGCCAUACCCUCCCAUAUCACUGUGAUCUCUGCAAAGAAGGUACCAGACAGCUGUUAUCACUGUAAUCCCUCUGAGGAUGUCUGUGAGGGAGAUACUUGACAGCCAUUAUCACCAUGAUCCCUCCCAGGAAGAUACCAGAGGGCUAGUGUCACUGUGAUCCCUGAAAGGGAGAUACCAGAUAGCCAGUAUUGUCGUAUUCCCUCCAAGGGAGAUACCAGAGGGCCGGUAACACUGUGAUCCCUGCGAGGGAGAUACAGAAGGGCCAGAGAACAAGGGUAACUGGCUGACCUGGCUGUGCGGCAUUCCACUGCAGGACAGAUGCUACCAGAGAUAACAGUGAUAGAAACAGCUUGAGUUAAUGCUGGUGACAAUGGCGGUAAAUAGCUGUAGUGAAUAAUCAUGUUGAGGGUUAUUUAUAAAGUGUCUCUCACAAACCCAUGGCACUAGACAUGUAUUCUUGAAGAUAUAUAUAUAUAUAUAUAUAUAUAUAUAUAUAUAUAUGUAUAUAUAUAUAUAUAUAUAUACAUAUAUAUACAAUAACAAUAUAUAUAACUCCCUAUCCUGUUGCUCAGUGCUGAAUAAAUCUGGCCAGAUUGUAUAACAGUCCAAAAAAGGACAAAGCACAGAACAUUGAAGCAAAUACACCCACGCCUCCUUUCAGAGCUAACAUUAGCCAGAUGUCCUUUCAUCUGCAGGAGCUUUGACAUGCAGGGAGAGUGCCUCUGAAUUCAAUGACAUAAAAUUAGACACAAGAUUAAAAAAAGAUCCGUUACUUUUGCAUUUGUUGUCUUCCAAAUCGAGGGCUUUCUUCUGUGCCCCUUUGGGCUCUGAGGUCAGUCACUGAAUCGGCCCCAGACGGGCAUCCCUUUCAGGCUCACAGGAAACCCUGCUAGGCCUCCAGCUCAUCUCAUCUCCUGCUCUACCCAUAAAGUUAAAAAAGAGGGAUAUGCCAUUUCCAGAAGUUCAGGUUGUCUUUUUUAGCAUUCAAGGGUGUUGUUCUUGAUGGGACUGCUCUAUCCUCUCCCCGUGAUAGUUCAGAGAUGCUCCGCUCAGUACUACCAUGUUCCAAGGAAUGUAUUGCCAAAUGUGGCUCAUUGCAUUAUUUUUUUUUUUUGGCCUGUUAUCUGUUAUCAAAUGAAGGAUAUAAACUGUAGUGUCUUCCCUCUGUAAGCUAAGUUUUCUGAACAGCACAACAGAUAUCGAUGCCUACCCAAUAGCUGCUAAUGUUUUAUGGGAAACAGUUAACCAUUUUGGUCAGAACAGAAAAGAAGCAUGUUGGAAGAUGAACGUUGAAAGUUGUAUUGCAUGUGUUUAACAAUAAAAUGUAUCUAUUGGCUUUGUGCUGCUGUUCAUCUGAUUUUGUGAAUUUUUAUUUCUGUAUUAUUUCUCUAUGUAGGGAAACAUUUGGUGGAUGGUUUCAUUUCUACAUUGCUACACCAGGGCAUUUUAUUGGGCUUGAGAACAUUUACAUUAUGUUUAUCCAAUAUUCAUUUCUAUUGACAAUUAAAAGGCACAUCAUAGUGUAUCACUUGACACAUAUCUGUGCCCUUACGUUGGCAUUAAAAUAAACUGAAAUAAACUUCUACUAGUGACAUUAUUAUUCCAGCAUUUUGACCACGCCACGCCCACGCUUUGAGUUGCCUGAGAUUUGACCACACCUGCAGCUAAUUCUGUUAAUCACCACUGGGAUUUAAGGACUGCAAUUCAGGCACUUCUUUGUGAGGUAUUGCACUUGUAUGCUGAGCUGGUGUCUUGGUGGUUGUGCUUUGCGCUUUUCCUGUUUAGACCUGUUGGUCUGUAUGUUGACUCUGCUUAUUGUCUGGCGGUUUGGAUUUGUGGACCCUAUUAAAAGUACUGGAGCUCUGCA
Molecule: messenger RNA, 5298 nt
Organism: Megalops cyprinoides (Indo-Pacific tarpon)
Lineage: Eukaryota; Metazoa; Chordata; Actinopteri; Elopiformes; Megalopidae
Product: ral guanine nucleotide dissociation stimulator-like 1
Exons: 17
Coding region: 328-2529 (733 amino acids)
Biological process (GO): positive regulation of GTPase activity; Ras protein signal transduction
Cellular component (GO): plasma membrane
Molecular function (GO): guanyl-nucleotide exchange factor activity
Source: RefSeq, a predicted model, not a curated record